CCUAUCUUAGUUUGCGUGAUUGUUGAUCUAAAGAUGGGAAAUAAGAGGAAAUCGUCCGAACCACCGUCUCUGACUGCGUCACUUCCCCAUGACCUCGUCGUUGACAUCUUAGCUCGUCUAUCGAGAUCCGACUAUCCAGCGCUCUCCCUCGUUUCCAAGCACUUCCGUUCAAUUGUUUCGUCGCGUGAGCUAUACGCAACACGAUCCUUGUUGGGAUGCAUGGAGCACUGUCUCUAUGUUUUCCUCGCCGACGUAGAAUCUAAGUGUAACCGUUGUUAUAUUCUCCGCCAGAAAACCAACGGCAGUCACGGUUUGGUCCUUGUCCCGUCGCUUCCUUCUCUGCCGUAUGGUUCGCGCUUUGUUGCGGUGGGCUCGAGGAUAUACGUCUUUGGUACGGGUAAAGACAGGAAUACGACGCUAAGCAUCGACUGUGGAUCUUACACGGUGCAACCUCUCCCUAGCAUGCAUGUGCCAUUGUCUUAUACAGUCGCUGACGUCAUCGACGGGAGAAUCUACGUGAUUGGACGUCAUGACCAGAGGGACUUGGACAAGAUGAUGGUGUUGGUGUUCAACACAGAAACCCAAACGUGGAAGACUGAUAGUGAGAUGACAACGUCUGAGAUAUACGCACAUGGAAGUGUGGUGAUGGCUGAUAAGAUGUACGCGAAAUAUUCUUGUAAAGGCUUUGUUUACGAGCCAAAGGAAAGGAAAUGGGAGACGGACGAGGUUCUGAACUCUAAGGAGUGGAGGUUUGCGUGCGUCGUUGAUGAUGUAUUGUACUAUUAUGAAUUUUAUAGGGAUAAGUUAAGAGCGUAUGAUAGAAAGCAGAGGUGUUGGCUAGUGGUGAAAGGUUUGGAGGCAUUUUUUCAGACAAGUUUAAUGUGGUCAUACGUACACAGUGUGAGUUACGAUGGGAAACUAGCUUUGUUUUUUCCUUAUGGUGAAGAAAUCUGGUGUGCGGAGAUUUCGCUGGAAAGAUGUCAAGGAGGUGAGAUCUGGGGUAAAGUUGAGUGGUGCGAUUGUCUUCUGACGUCCGAGAGGAGAUUUCGAUAUACCAAAUCUCUAGAAGUUUUUGUGUGAUACCACAACUCUCCUUCUGCUUCAUAUAAACUUGUGCUUUUUUUUAUAACAAUAUUUUGUUUGUCUUCCUGAGCUUUCUUUUCAUUGUUACCAAAUCUCAUCUUGGUGUGAAGAUGCUUAGCCUUCUGUUACCGAUCUAAGAUUGUUUGGGAUAACCAGUAAGUUAGACAUUUGGUUAUGUAUUCUUUUAAUUAGUUUUUUCUAUAUUCUGUUUUUGGUAAUCAAAUUCAGAGAGUGAAUAGAAACCACACCAGGAAUUGUACAUGAAAAGGUAAACAUUGCAAACAAAUGUAGCAGAAUAAGUCAAUGCUUCCUGUGUCUUAUGUACUGAGCCACUGGAAACUGUAGAGCAUUUAUUUUUCGAGUGUGCUUACUCUGCUCAGAUUUGGGAGGCUUUGAUGAAGAGUGUUUUGAGAGACAAGUUUACGUUGAGGUGGGAAGAAAUGAUGAGAAUUAUGAGGGAUACAAAGAGAAGGAAGAUGCAUCUGUUUCUUAUCAAGUACAUGUUUCAAGCGACUGUAUACAUGAUCUGGAGAGAGCGUAACAGAAGAAGACAUGGGGAAACUGAAGCUUUCCAGCAGCCCUCUUGAUAAAGCUUCUUGAUAAGAAUAUGAGAAAUAAGCUCACUCUAGUGCAAAGGAAAGAUGAUAAAGAGAUUGGAGAAGGGAUGCAACACUGGUUUGAUACAAGAUAGAUUUUGAUGAUUUAUUUGAGAUAGGAGGAUAAAGUUUUAAUUUUCAUCAAAGGAAAAGGACACACUUAUUGUAAAAAAAGUUUUUUUUUAAUUAAAUUUAAAAUUCAAUUCAAAAAAAAAAUAUAGAGAAAAAGGAAUAUAUCUUUGCAGUAAACUCAAACAAACUCUCUCUCGGGUGGUAGUCACUAUAAGGAUCAAAGGGGGAAAAGAGUUGAAAGGCUUAGAGCAUGAUUAAUUAUUGAGCAUGAAUAUAAGAAUCACUCUCUUAUUUAAGAGCCGGU
This is a messenger RNA of Brassica napus (rape), 2055 nucleotides long. Its product is annotated as F-box/kelch-repeat protein At4g38940. Lineage: Eukaryota; Viridiplantae; Streptophyta; Magnoliopsida; Brassicales; Brassicaceae. Bases 34 to 1080 code for a protein of 348 amino acids. Gene Ontology annotation, molecular function: protein binding. The transcript has a single exon. The record is from RefSeq and is a predicted model, not a curated record.